Molecule: messenger RNA, 12326 nt
Organism: Doryrhamphus excisus (bluestripe pipefish)
Lineage: Eukaryota; Metazoa; Chordata; Actinopteri; Syngnathiformes; Syngnathidae
Source: RefSeq, a predicted model, not a curated record
AGGUUGAUUGGCAACUCCAAAUUGAAUGUGAGUGUGAAUGGUUGUUUGUCUAUAUGUGCCCUGUGAUUGGCUGGCGAGUACACCCAGUCCAGGGUGUACCCUGCCUCUCGUCUGAAGACAGCUGGGAUAGGCUCCAGCACACCUGCAGCCUUUGUGAGGAUAAGCGGUAGAAAAUGAAUGAAUGUUUGGUUUAUUUUGGUAAAGAACGGGAAUACAGUGGAACCUCUGUUAGCGUAUGAUUCGGUUUAAGACAAUUUUGCCUUGGUUGGUGUGCAUUAGCUCUGUCGCCCUUCUAUGACAUCAUCAGUGGUUGCAGACAAACACAGUUAUGCCUUGAAAAAGAUGAGAAACACUACAUCAAAAAGUGUUUUGUUUUAUGUCCUGAACAGAUUAAUUGGAUUUGCAUUAUGUCUUAUGGGAAAGCUUGAUUCGGUUAGAGCACGUUUUGGUUAGAGUCAUAUCUUCUGGAACGAAUUAAUAACGCUACACUAUACAGUUCUGUACUUCAUACAUUGUGUAAUUAAGGCUCCAUCUCCAUCUUUGCACAAUGAUUACAUCAUCGGUCAAAUUCGAUUUGUACUCUACAGGCAUUUAUUUCCAUCGCAGAGCAUCAAAUUAUCGUCAACAUGAGUGUUUCUCGCUUCACCUGCUUUACCGUGAGUCACCGUCACCUCCCGUUGUGCAUGAAACCUGCCCACAGACUGCUCAUGCUUUGAUGAGUCCACCUUCAGCUUACUAUUCCUUCUCUCUUAUGGGAGCAGAAGUGAGAAUACAUUGUUUAUGUCGAUAGAAAGUCUGACAAAUCAGUUCCAUAUGGUUAGCCUGAUCCUACGUCUUAGCAGAUGCAGUGGUCCAUUGGUCAGCGAGUGGGGAGCAGAGAGAAAGGAUGUGGAUCGGGUGAAAUGAGGGGGAAAAUGGAAUAAGUGGAGAGCGACACAGAAAAGCUUUUAAAUGAAAAUCUUUAAGAAUGUUCAUGAUUAACUUAUCCAGUCGCAUUUCAACAUUCUUUGGCUCACUUCUGGACUUGGCAAAUUAUGACAUGCUGCUGUCUACACCCCACAGCAUAAUUCUUUCCAUUUUCUAUGUGGAUAGGGCAAUGAAAGAAACAUCAUGCGUUCAUUAUUUUUAAUACUCCGGGAUUCUAGACGGAUUGACAGACAUUAUUACAUUACAAAAUGUUUCCUAAGUCACCUGCUCAACUGUACACAGAUGGAUCUGUCCACAUUAAUGAUCCUUAGCGUUAUUGUACUUUGCUUGGCGAGUUUAAUUUCCACAUGCACUCCCCAUCCAAGGAUGAUAGUCACUCCUGGAAGCGCAUGGAAGCGUUUGCAGCUGCAGCUCUCAUAUAAUAGGAUGUGCUGCCAAUAAAGUGUUUCCCACAGGAUUGUAAUCUAUCUGUGGUGUUUGUGUACUUGCAUGUGCUAUAUAAUAUCAUGCACGGCCCAAAAAAAGCAGUGGUCCAUUCUUUACUUUUUUCUCCUUUUAAAGUGCAACCCAAAUAAAGUUUGCCGGGCUUGGCUUGAGCACAAAACUAUUGAAACUAUUGUUGUAUUUUGCAUCGACAAUUAAUCACACCACAAAGACUAGGGACUUAUAAUUUAACUGUUUUGAAACUCAUCUGGAACACAUUUCUGCCUAUUUUGACACUACAAAGCUCAUGAAGCCAGCAUGCCUGCAUGCUAACUUAUUUGUGCACACACAGCUGUGGACAGGCAGACAUAGAGUCAUAUAAACAGAAGUGAAACCAUGUGAUGGUGCAGUAAUUCCAGUCCCUGUCGUACAGUAUGUAUCUUGGCAAUAUGGAGUCUGGCUGGAAAGGCAAUGACUGCACAGAUAAUUGGUGUAAAUAUUGGAGCCCAUUAAAGUGGGGCAAGUGAGGACUGGAAGGGACACAAAGCUCUGGGUUGAGAUUGGAAUGCGGAGCUGAACAAACAAGGCCGAAAUAGAGGAUGAGCGAGCAGACAAAAUUAAACGAGAUUAAGAGUCUUUUUUUUCAUGCAUUACAUGAAAGAGUUACAAUGGAACCAUGCAGCUCUUCAUGCAAAUACUUCAGUGUUUUCUCAAAUGUGCAGCAGUGAUGGGAAACUCCAUGUGGGUACUCUAUUCACUAAAGUCACGUGUUACAAAGUACAUGGGCAAGAAGUUGCAUGUACAUGUUUGUCAACCUGUGAGUCAGUAAUACUUGAGUCUUCAUCAAGCACCCGUGAGUCAAUGAAACUUGCUGGCUGAGCAAGUGAAAUGUUUUGUCAAGUGGGAAGAAUAAUUAAUAUGUUGCUUUUUCCACUGGAUUAAUACGUUUAUGGAAAUGCAGUUAGAAUGCAGAAUCAGUGAAACUUGAGUCUUCGUCAAUCUGUGAGUCACUGAACACACGUCUUUGUCAACUCAUGAAUCAGUGAAUCGGGAUUAAUAUGUUUAUGGAAAUGCAGUACACGCCCAAACAACUCAAGUAUUUGUCACGUGAAUCAGUGAAACUUGUGUCUUCGUCUAUCCAUGAGUCACUGAAACUCAAGUCUUCGUCGAGCACCCGUGAGUCAGUGAAACUCAAGUGUUCGUUGAGCACCCGUGAAUCACUGAAACUCAUUCUUCGUUGAGCACCCGUGAGUCAGUGAAACUCAAGUGUUCGUUGAGCACCCGUGAAUCACUGAAACUCAUUCUUCGUUGAGCACCCGUGAGUCAGUGAAACUCAAGUGUUCGUUGAGCACCCGUGAAUCACUGAAAUUAGUGUAUUCGUAAGUCUGUGAGUCACUGAAGUGCAUGUCUUUGUCAACCCACGGGUCAGUGAAACUCAAGUCUUCAUCGAGCACCGGUGUGUCAGUGAAGUGACCAGAUCUGUUCCUUUUUCACGGGACAUUUAGGCCAACACAGUACCCGCCCAAGCAACUCAAGUCUUUGUCGAGAACAUGUAAAUCACUGAAACUUGCAUCUUCGACAAUCUGUGAGUCACCGAAACACACGUCUUUGUCAACUCAUGAAUCAGUGAAGCUUGUGGGUUGACCAAGUCAACUGUUUAUUUUGUCGAAUCUGUGAUGCGGUGAUGCAAGGGGACCAGAUCUGUUGUUUUUUCCACGGGACUAUUACAUUUAUGCGGUACACACUAACUAUCUAAGUCUGAUUCCAGCAGUGAGACUUGAGUCUUCGUCAAUCCAUGAAGUGCACGUCUUUGUCAACCCAUGUGUCAGUGAAACUCACGGGUUGAGGCAAGGACCUUUUUCACAGGAUAUUUAUGCAAAUACAGUACACGACCAAACAACUCAAGUCUUUGUCACGUGAAUCAGUGAAACUUGAGUCUUCGUCAAUCAAUGAGUCAGUGAAACUCAAGUCUUCGUCGAGCAUCCAUGAGCCAGUGAAACUCUGGUGUUCAUUAAGCACCCGUCAAUCACUGAAAUUGGCGUAUUCGUCAGUCCGUGAGUCACUGAAGUGCACGUCUUUGUCAGUCCGUGAGUCACUGAAGUGCACGUCUUUGUCAACCCACGAGUCAGUGAAACUCAAAAUCACAGGUUGAGCAAGUUGAUCUGAGGCAAGGACUUUCUCACAGGAUAUUUAAGCAAAUACAACUCGAGUCAUCGUCGAGCACAUGUGAGUCAGUGCAACUCAUGGGUUGAGCAAGUGAAAUGUUUGUUUUGUCUCGUCUGUGAUGAAAUGGCGAUACAGAGCUUAUUUGAGGACCAGGUCUACAUUUAUAGAAAAGUGCCAGUACCAGUCUCACAAUAAAUGACAUAUUAACUGCUUUCCUUUUUAAAUUUAGCUAGUGGUAGCCGGGGUGAGUAAGUGAACAAGUUAAUAACGACAAGUACCCGUGAGUCCUGAUUCACUGAACAACUUGCAGUUACACUGGACUUUUUUUUGAGCAUAUAAUACUAGCCAAGUUUAUUCACUUAUUAACAAAAGGGCUUGUAAAUUCGGUGCUUCUUAUUUUCUCUGCAGCCAUUUGGACAUUUUUGUUAGGACGAUGUAGACAGCUAAAUUUAAAAGCCACUCUCUGGCUUUGUCUCUGCCUUCUGUGACCAAACGGUGUCAAGUACAAAGUUAUAUGUAAAUCAGCUAAUUAGAACCGCACUGGCAUAUAUUUCUGUCUGUUGGACUAGAUGUACUGUAGGUACGUAUGGAAUUCACAAUUCAGAACAGCACAUAUGCUAAAUCUGCUCUAGUCUUAAUCACAUGCAGUGCAUGUGUUUUUGCACAUACUUCAAGCAACAUUUUUACUUUAAAAUGUCAUCUUCAAAAUGGUUUUGAUGGUACAAUGCCUUGGAAUGGGACCAAUGCAUCAUUAUGACAACCCUGGAUGACCUACUUUAGUAGUACUAACUUUACUUUACUGCUGUUGUAAUGCUUAUACAAACUUUGUUGCAUGCAAAAAGGUUGAGACAAUGUUUAUUUUAAACAGAAGAGUUUUGUUUGUGCAAGUGGAGGCCAGUCGUAAUAAUCCAUACAGCAUUUGUAUGCUUUUAGUCAUGAAUCUGCCCUGAUUUAUAUGCAUCAGGUUCGAGAACAUUUAGACCUCAGGAGUAACAUAUACCCGCUCGCAUAUGUCCCCAGAUAAUAUAUCAUGCCACGCUCAACUUCAUCGUUAAAAUGCUGACCUGUGACCUCAUUGGGUUCGGUAAGCAACUGAAAAAGCCGAGUUUAGAUUGUUCGCUAUCUAGCUAUCUCUGCAUGCCUAUGAUAAAGAAUGCAGUGACCUACCCGGUACCGCACCUAAGUAGGUUAACACAAAUCACAUCUAGUACUUCUGUGUACUCUGUGACCCAGGUGUGUUUAAAUAUUUAAAACGGCAAGUGCUUCACAACUCUUACAGCCCUAAUUAUGUUUUUCUCCUACCAAGUCCUGCAUUCAGUCCAACGUCGCUUCCCCCGAUGUGACAGAUUUGAAGUUCAGAUAUCAGGUAGCCUCGUAUAUAGGUUCCACGUGACAUCUUCAGAAAGCUAUGGACUGUAUGUGGCACUUGCAACACCAGCGGUUGAAGCGCCUCCAGUGUUAAACAUGCACUCAGUCAACUGUAAGACUUCCAAAUGUAAGCAACUGCAAAUUCUGACCACUUUUGAUAGUAGCAGUAUUCUCUGUAGACGGGUAGAAGGGCGUUUCCCCCAGUGUGCUGAAAGACAAUCCUGACAGUAAUUAGCCCCCUUUUCCACAAAAACAAAACACACCUGGAGUAACCUUUUUUUUACCCCACUAGAUUUUGCUGGAAACACGGCGGGAGCGGAUUUCAAACUACCGGGGGAAAUAGGAAAGGGGUGGGUAACUGUGGUUUAUACAGCAACAUGACUUGCAGUGCUAUUGUAGCAUGCUCGAGUCCGAUGCAAGGUGUAGCUUGUACAAAAAAAAAACUAAACCAUCCAAACACACAUGAUGCACAAAGUAACCUACUUGUGGGCAUAUAUCAUAUAUACGCCCAAUACUCAAAAAUGCCCAUAUAUUACCGCCACAAGGCAUGCUGGGUAGCUUGUGGUACUCUUUCUCCCAACAUUUUGCUCUUUGUCGCAUUUUUGCUUGAUUGAAAAAUACGUUGAGGACCACAUAGUUAUUUUUUAUAGUUCCGCUGUGUCAGCUGCCUACCCAGCAUGCCUUGCGAGCGUUUUGAAGUAAACGUUUUAAGUUACAUGUUAUGUUUAUGGAUCAUCUGCCCCCUAUAACUACCCCCUCCCCACCUUCGAGGCACUACUUUACUCAUGAUUGGGCACUUACUUAAAGGUACACUACUGAUGAUGUGUCCCAAAAUGUAACACCUUCCUGUUUUGCCAUGAGUUAUUUCUUCAAUUCAAUACGGUUUCAUGCCUAAAUAACCCAAAAUGGUGGAGCCGAAGAGAGUAGAAAUUGGACUGUGUGGAAUCAGGUUGGAAAGAAUUACCUCUAGCCCAGGAAUGGACAAACCUUUUGAUGCGUGGGCCACAAUGGAUUCAAAAAUUUGGCAAGGACUCUGAGCCAGAAGCAGAUGGAUGGAGUGUUUGUGUGACUAAUUAACAUGUAAAAACCAUGUGCUUUUGUUCCUUGUUUCAAGGUUACUUCUUUCACCAUCUGGCAGUUGCUUUGCAUUACUGCAUGCAUUAAGUGUUUUACCAGGACAAGAUGACAGAGCAACUCAUAAAACAGAAUAGAAUUUGACAGCAUUUCACUGAAUAAGGCACUCUCACAAUUCCAACUAUGAGGAAGGAGUCUUUACUACUUAGUGGGAUUAUUUCCUCCCUAAUUUAAUCAGUUAUGCGUCAACCUCCAGGACAUUUUUGCAAUAUAACAAAAAGGCAACAAACCGCAUGACGUAACAGGAAAACAAACUUUAAGAAUAAAAUAUCACAACAGCUCACAGCUUCUAUGUAAACCCCCACUCUGCUUUGUAUAAAAGCCUCAUCUGCUGCUGUGACACGGUCCCUUACAUUAACUUAUCGAAAGAGAAGAGCCUCUAAUUGGAAUCGAAAUGCGCAACUAGUUCAAGGCUUAUGCUAGCUUCAAAAUAGCAUUGGAAAUCCUGUUUAUGGUGACAGAUUGAGUGUUAAAGUGUAAAUAAAAUCAUCUGGAAUAGUUGGCGGAACUGUUUUAUGGGCUUAAUAGGUUGUUAAAGCCAGCGGGCCGUAGUUUGCUCUUGCUCAUUCUAGUCAAUCCUUUGCUAUAUAGACAGUAUAUAUACAGUAUAUAACACUAUUUGUAACAUUGGUACAGUACGUGACAAAAAAAAAUAAAUAAAUAACUUAAUAUACGUAUAUGGGUCAAAAUUGGCCCGAACACCAUAGAUGUUUCUUUAGUGAUUAAUUUUAAAAUGAGAAAAAAAUAAAACUAAUUGAUUUAAGAAAUAUGUUCUAUAGCCCUCAGUAAUAGCCAGGUAACAAAAGAACCUUCAAUUUAUUAAUAUGAUUCUUUUGACGUUCGUUUUACCAUUUUUAGAAAUUUAAAUCGAGGUGUAUAGUGACCAAAAAAAGGCCUACAUGCCCACACCAAAAGUAUUAAAACCAACAUUUUCAUGGAUGAGGAAGCCUAAGAAGGUAACCAAGACACAAGAAGCAAAUUUGAUGGUAACUUUUGGUUUUUAGUGUAUUUCAUAGCUGAUUUAAUACAUGGGUCAAAACCGACCCGUUAACAUAAGAGAUGAUACCAGAAAGCUAACACAAGAGGAAGGUUAAAAAAAAAAUAUAUAUAUUAGGAAAGCAGGAAGUGAACAAAUGUAACAGUUACUGAUUGUAAAAGUACCAGAUGGAGGGGUAGGAUUUAAUAAGCUUUGCUUCUUCCUACUCCUUUUGGACAUGUGGAACUGUGAACUGAUUAUGUGAUGCACUCAAUUGUAAUCUGAUGCAUGUUCAAAUGAAAUAAAACCAUUACCAUUACCAUUGUAGCACAUCAAUUAAUUUGAAGUCACAAUAAUCAGAUUUCAUAUUACUGUCUUGUUCACAUGGACAGAAUUUGCUGACUCCUAAUUUGCGCAACCAUUGCUUUAUGGUACUGCCGCCUUAUGUUCAGGUCACAUGGGAAACAUGAUGAUACCAGAUGUGAACAGUACUUGAAUCAGGUCACUUCAGGUCGCACUGUAUAUAUUCAGGGUACCUAUAUGGUUGCACUGGUGCCCCCAUCAGGAACUUGUAACACAGUGCAGGUUCAUACAGUAUAUUAUUUUUGAGAGUAGGACAACUCUAACGGGUUUUAUUUAUAUAUUAACUUAUUAAUCUUUAAUUGUGACAUUGUCUCAUCAAUAGACGGUGAUAUUAAAUUAGAGCAGACGUAGAAUCCUCAGGUAUUAAACCUGACAUUUGGAAAAACUUACUUUUUUCCCAAGUGGAAAAAGCAUGUCCAUAGGGGGAAAAAAAACCUUCCAUUACAAAAUAUUUUUUCUAGUGGUCAGCAAUGGUGAGAUGUUGUGGAAACCACUAGAUGGCAGCACACACAGAUUUCUAACAGCCUCUUCUCCCACAUUAUUCACUAUUCACUGUUGGCUAUGAUGCACACUUAAUCAUUUAGGUUAAUAAGGAAUAAAUUCUCUCUAAGUUAUCUAAGAUGAAAUUUUAAUGACUUGCAAUCCAGAUUUUUCUGCCUCCUAAGUCACAUCUUCUGAUAACGCAUCAUGUGGUUUCUCAGUUUCAAUUGUUUCUUUGUCCACUUUGAUUUUGAUGCCUCAUCUACUGUAUCUGAUAAAGUCAUUCAUUUUCUGUAAAUGUCAACUCCAGGAAUGUUCUAGCACGUUUCACUGCAGAUGCACAGCUGGACUCGCCCAACAGGUCCUUUCAGUUUGCGGUCUGAUUGUGGGAUUGGAAGAUCCCAGCCAAGUCUGUUGUCGGCACUGUGAAAGCAAAAUAGUUAAAGCUUCCCUUUGCUUCAGCUGCUCUUGUGCCCACCAUGUUCCUCCAAGCCAAUGGCUGUAACCAUUCCCAGACGGCUGCCAAUUGAAGGGUCUGCAGGCAAAUCCUGAACAGGCUGGCAAGGCCGGCAUCCGCCUCAUUGUCCUGUGAUUGGCUGCUGCAUGGGACUGAGGCUGAAUGGAGCCAGCAUCCCAGAAGCAGAAGACCAUCUCAUCAGAGAAAGAUGAGAAAGGGUGGCUCGAUGUGCCAAAGAGAAAAAGGAAGAACAGCCAGUCUUCAAUGAAGAGUAUGUCUGCUCUUAGCAUCUCUGUUCCAGGGUACAUCCCCAGCUAUCUGGAGAAGGAUGAACCAUGCGUGGUGUGCGGAGACAAGGCGACCGGUUACCACUACCGCUGUAUCACAUGCGAGGGUUGCAAGGGUUUUUUCCGUCGAACCAUCCAGAAGAACCUCCACCCGUCAUACACGUGUAAAUAUGAAGGCUGCUGCAUCAUCGACAAGAUCACACGCAACCAGUGCCAGCUAUGCCGCUUUAAGAAGUGUACCUCUGUGGGCAUGGCAAUGGAUUUGGUAUUGGAUGACUCAAAGCGAGUGGCCAAGCGGCGUCUCAUCGAGGAGAAUCGUGAGAAAAGAAAAAGGGAGGAGUUGGUGCGAACACUGCAGGUGAGACCGGAGCCGAACACCACAGAGUGGGAGUUGAUCAGGAUGGCAACGGAAGCCCACCGAAACACCAACGCGCAGGGAUCCAGCUGGAAACAGAAGCGCAAGUUUCUGUCAGAUGACAUUGGUCAGGGAAAGUUGGUGCCUGCAUCGGAAGGAGAUAAGGUGGACCUGGAAGCCUUCAGUGAGUUCACCAAGAUCAUGACACCUGCCAUCACACGUGUGGUGGACUUUGCCAAGAAACUACCCAUGUUCUCAGAGCUUCCGUGUGAAGACCAGAUCAUCUUGUUGAAGGGGUGCUGCAUGGAGAUCAUGUCGCUACGUGCCGCCGUCCGCUACGAUCCGGAAAGCGAGACGCUGACACUAAGUGGCGAGAUGGCCGUAAAACGUGAGCAGCUGAAGAACGGGGGACUGGGUGUGGUGUCGGACGCCAUCUUUGAUUUAGGCAAGAGCCUGGCCCAGUUUAACCUUGACGAUUCAGAGGUGGCGUUGAUGCAGGCCGUCCUGCUCAUGAGCUCAGAUCGCACAGGGCUGACGAAUGUGGAGAAGAUCGAGCAGUGCCAAGAGGCUUACCUGCUGGCGUUCGAGCACUACAUCAACUACCGCAAGCACAACAUUCCUCACUUCUGGCCCAAGCUGCUGAUGAAGGUAACAGACCUACGCAUGAUCGGAGCGUGCCAUGCCAGCCGCUUCCUCCACAUGAAGGUGGAGUGUCCCAACGAACUGUUUCCCCCGCUCUUCUUGGAGGUCUUCGAGGACCAGGACGUGUGACCGGAUAACAUUGGCAAACCCCUUUGACACUGAAAAAACUGAAUCUAGGUGGAGGGGUUGGGAAAGAAGUGGGAGAAAGCUAAUUAUUUUUUCGUCUUUCAUGGGAACAUGCCCUGUGAACAUUUUUCAGGGGGUUUGGGGGGUCACACACCCACCACCUACCACCAGCACUCAACAUCACAAGUGAAAAAAAAAUGUGGCUUCUUAGUCUUGUCACUUUAAAAGGUACAGUAUAGUUAUUUAAACCACAUACACUCAAGUCCAACUAUAUGCAGACACACACACACACACACACGCCUCUCACACAUGUAGUUUCCUCUGCGUCCUGAUCAGCAUCUCAGACAAUCCCACUCCACAUGCUUCUUUGCACCUUCCAUAUCUGCAGUGGUGCCCUCUACAGUUCCAACAGGAGCCAUGACAGUGUUGGUCAACCUACCUCCCCCUCACAUACUGACCUCUCAAUUAUCACACACACACACACACACAGGAAAAACAUCAACACAUGCACUUUUACCUCAUAGCUUGUAAAAUACAGUGUCUUAUUUAUUGGUGGUUUACUGAGAAAACACACAGCCAUGUAGUCCUCAUUUGUACCUCUCUAGUAGUUACGGUGGGAACACUUAAUAUAAUAGGACAGUACAGUAGAUCUGAUGUCAGCGUUUCUAUUGUAUGAUGAUGGUGUCCAAUAAACAGACGCUUAAUAUUUUAUAUUCAUAAUCAGUGACGGCUGGUGGAACGUUUUGAACAUAGACCUCUAGACUACAUCACAACCGUUACCAGUAACCCCCCCUCCCCUGUCAGAUAUAUACAAAUAAACUUUUGCAAAUCAAUAUUUUAUGAGCUGUAAAUAAGAAUAAAAAAUGUGUUUAUUUAUUGGGAUGCCUGGAUCUUAUUUGGGUGUUGCUUUUAGGGGUGGGCGAUAGUGUAAAUUUAGUAAGUACGGGACCAGUAUUGCCGAUGCCAAUAAUUUUGGCUUGAUUAAAAAUAUAUAUAUUUAUAUAUUAAUAAAUUAUGCAUAAAUUAUAAUAAACUGUGCAUUUAUAAGUAAUUUUUUGUAUAAUAAUUUAACAUUAAAUAAACAGAACAAUAUCAACAAAAUAUUACAGUUAGGAUUGCAACUGAUGAUUAUUUUCUUGCUUGAUUAAUCUGAAGCUUGUUGUGUCAAUUAAUCGAGAAAUUAAUCAGGCCCUAGACGGACCAAAUCAAUAUAAACCAAACACAGUCAGUGUUGUUGCAGCAAAAUAAAGUCAGUAGUGCAAAAUAAAUAAAAGCAAAAACUGCAGUUGGUUGUCAUUCAAAUCAUUUGGCCUCUCUAUUCCCUGAGUUUAGAACCAAUGACAUAAAAAUAUAACAAUAUGAACACGACCAAUAAACACAAAUAUCAAUCUCAUCAUGCAAGUAUCGAUCCGAUCCCAUGAAUAUUUGGGUCUAACCGCCCACCCCUAUUCGCGAGAUGGAAAUCUGCAUGGGAAAAUAAUUAGCCUGUGAAUAAUUAGCCUUUGGUUCUCAAGCAUCUCACUUAUACAACAGCCUAUUAGGAGUUACAUAAAGUGAAACUGCCUGCGAUAAAGAAUUUAGUGCUAGCUCUCUGUUCGGUGUACGCAGCCAGAGAAUCAGGCCAACGUUGGGAUGUGGUUAGCAAAACAAAGCCCACUUGCUCACAUGUGCAGCAGACCCUUCUGCCUCUUCUUCCGAUUGUAAUUAGAGCUAAAAGAAUAACAAUACUGGUUUUGAUCACAUCCCUAAGGAUGCUAUUUGAGAUCAUAUUGCGUCUAUUUCUUUUCAUUUUCCCAUAAAUUAUUAUAGUUUGAUGUCUCAGGAAUGUUGGUACCAUCAUACCCUGUCUAUAAGCCAGCCGUCCCUGAUUAUAUUGAAUGAAAGGUCAGGAUCAGAGAUUAAACAUACCUGUCAACCCCCCGGUUUACCCUGGGACACGUCCGUAUUUUGCCCUUCCUGUUUUAACACUUUAAUACUAAUACUAACGUCAUGCGUGAUACACUCUGUAAAAUCAGGGUUGUUACACAUUUUGGUUUGACCAGAAUUUCGAUUUUCUUCAGAAAAUUUCCCGUAUUUUCAAAUGCAAGUGUUGACAGGUAUCCCCCCACCCCACCCGACCCCAGUGACAACACACUUUCUUUGUUUUGUUGGGUAAAGAACUAUAUAUUUUCCUCAGGAGUUCCACACCAAAGGACAGUGAAUGUUAACUAACAGUGCAAAAUAAACAAGACAUUGCAGUUGUCUUUAAAGCUGCACAUGAAUGCUGAGAGAUGCUGUCCUGACGCCCGCUUUUAUAUCACAGCAUACCGUAGCAAUCCACACAUACCGUGCCAACAUCGUCCCCUAGACAGACAUACCCAUCGACCCUCCCGUUUUACCUGGGGGGGGAAACUCCAGUAUUUUUGCCCUUCUUCCCUGACGCUCUCCUGUUUUAAUAGUUUAUCGUAUUUUAACGUUCUCUGCAACAAUCAGGCAUUUGGAAAUAUUGGCAUAUUUUCCAAAAGAUUGAGGGAAAUCUUCUGGAAGAUUCAGGAAGUUCCACCAGUAAGGAGGAAGGAAAAUAAAAUAAAAAAAUUAAAUAUUUUUUUUUACAAUUUUUUUUGUAAAAACAUUUUUUUACAA